Molecule: messenger RNA, 2061 nt
Organism: Misgurnus anguillicaudatus (oriental weatherfish)
Lineage: Eukaryota; Metazoa; Chordata; Actinopteri; Cypriniformes; Cobitidae
Gene: vsig8a
Product: V-set and immunoglobulin domain containing 8a
Source: RefSeq, a predicted model, not a curated record
CUUUCAUUAAGUUUGAUAACUAGGAUGUGUCCAAACAUUUGCCUUUACUUUUACCAGCAUACAUACACACUAUUUACUUCACUACACAUACUGUAUUACAUCAAUAUAGCUAAAGAAAAUGUAAACAAUGGUUAUGUAAUGUAUAUAAUGGUUACAUUCAGACAUCUCACAGACUUGCAUUUGUUUAUUUUGUCAGUCUGUCUGCUUUAAAUGUUUUCCAUGAUCUGUCAUUCUCACUGGACAUUAUCUAAACAUGAGGUUACAUUGAUCAAUCCAAGGUAUAUUAAUCACAAGUGGUCAUUGUAAAGGACUUUAGAUUAAUUUAAAUGUGCUUUAUUGAAUUAUUUCAAAUAGCUAUGAUCACAAUACUAAUGCCUGAUGUUUUAAUCUACUCAAACAAUCUAAUCAUUUGUUAUCCCCUCCUUUGUUUUUCUGAGUGGAGUAACCAGUUGACAUCUGAGACUGGUCUCUGUGGACCACAUCACCAUGGCACCACUUUCACAUGAUACCACAGGUGACUUGCAGUCUCACAAUGUUGCCAUUGAGAAGGUGAGGUGCAUGAGAUGGAGAUCAGCUGCCCUUCAAUCCGGCAAGAAGAGAAAAACGCUUUUGCUUCGUGACUGUGUGCAAAAAUGUUUUUGGGUCACCACAGCCUCUCUGAUCAGCGUCACAUAAAAGGAAUUCCAAACAUGAAUGCACAAAAACGCUGCUUCUCAACAAGUUUUCUAAACCAGCCUUGUGUUAGACGAACAAGUUUGUCCUCGUUGUCCUCAUUUAUGUUAUUGACUCUGCUGGCAGUGUUCCUCAAAGCAAAUGCGACUUUCGCACUUAAAGUGACUUCUAGUGGACCUCAAACUAUACAGAUGGCUCAAGGGGAACGUGUUACAUUAGACUGCACCUUCGCGUCGACUCCAGAAGAUGUAGGCCAGCUUGACAUCGAGUGGUCCGUUGUCAGCCCAGAUACAACACAAAAGGACCACAUGAUCAUGUCAUAUACAGCUGGAAGGAAAUAUGUCCAUGGUGACAGUGCUUUCAUGAAAGGUGUGGAUUUCACAGCUGCUGACCCCGCCCAGGGCGACGCAUCACUCUCAAUCGCAUCACUCACCGCUGAUCAUGCUGGAACAUAUCAGUGCAAAGUAAAGAAAGCCCCCGGUGUGGACAGUCGAAAGAUCUCACUGGUCGUACUGGUAAGGCCGUCUGUGCCCAAGUGUUGGGUGGAUGGAGGCGCAGCGGUGGGUGAGCCGGUGUCACUGCACUGCAGGACGGAUCGCGGCUCUGCACCUCUGCUCUAUUCAUGGAAGAGAGAGAGCGGUGGUCCCAUUCCUUUAGAUGUUGUUCAGAAUUCCCUCACAGGAGAGCUUCUUAUCAGUAACCACUCCAUAAACCACAUGGGGGUCUACUCAUGCGAAGUCUCAAACGCUGUUGGAAAAGAAAGCUGUCGGCUUAACCUUCAAGCUGUAAAGCCUCCGAACAAAGCGGGAGUCAUCGCAGGCACUGUUGUUGGAUGUCUGCUGCUUAUCAUAAUAGUGCUGCUGGUUAUAUGGCUUCUUAUCUUUAAAUGUGAUAGAAAUCCACAUGAUAAAGAGUUCUCCAAUGAGAUCAGAGAGGAUGUUCCUCCCCCUGAGAGUCGCCCUACCAGCCGUGUGUCCAGCUUUCGAUCGGGUGUGGCCUAUAGCCAAGUGGACCAAACUCAUAAAGCAUAUUCUCCUUCAACUAACACCAGCCACAGCACAGCGAAGUAUGACAGCAGAUUCGGCUAUCCAGUGUGAUAGCGGAGGUGUUAAACGUACACUCUUAAAAUAGAGGUUAUUUGUCAGGCUGUAUGGUGGGAAACUAAUGGAAACUAAUUUGGGAAACUAAUGGAUCUUCAGGGAUAUCACUGGGAAGGACCCUUUCUAGCAUCUUUACUUUAAAGAUUGCAUGUUAUGCUAAUUUGAAUAUGCAAAAAAUUUUGUUGUUUUUUAAGACAUUGAGUACUCACGGCAAGGGUUCAAUUAAAGAUUUCCUCUUUGUAAUGAGAUUUCAUGUUUUUAUGUAUUUAGUUUUGUUUAUGUGUUUUUU